AGUUGAGACCCCGAGGCUCGACAUGCCCAACAAGGCAUUUCUUGCCGGACUAGUGGUGUGGGGUCUCCACAUCGCCGACCAAUAUAGUACGAACAACGGACACCAUCGUCACGUAAAAAAUUGGAUAAGACGGCGUCUUGUUCUUAGUUCACUGGAGUCGGAAUAGGAGGGGUAGAUGACGAAUGAUAUAAGACUCCCCACAUGAAUAUAAUUCUUCAUCACCAAAAUCACGAUAGUAACUGAGCGCCUUAUACACGACGACCGUCCCAAGUUUCUGUGCCGAGGCAAGGAAAGGAAACACAAAACAAUAUGGCAUCAAAACCGCCAGAAUCGCCCCUCAUAGUAGACCUCAAAUCCUCCACAACAAACCCCCCAGAAUCCUUCCCCGAACAGUCCCGCGGCAACGCAACAUGGCACACCCUCGUCUCCGCCCCCGGCACGGUAACCGACUCCCUCAGCUCCGGCGUGGCGACCUGCCCGCCUAACGGCAGCCUGGCGCUGCACCGCCACAAGCAGGCUGAAAUCUACUACGUGCUCUCCGGCAGCGGGAAGGUUGAGAUCAACGGCGUGCGGCACGCCGUGUCCAAGGACCAGCUGGUGUGGAUCCCCGGGGACGCGGAGCACGGUGUGUUUUGCGGCGAAGGGGAGACCAUGACGUGGCUUUAUGUUUUCCCGGAGGGGAGGUUUAGUGAUAUUGUGUAUCGGUUUAAGCAUGAGGUUUUGGGGGAGCCUGAGAUUCGGGCGAAGCUUUGAUAGGAUGGCGGUUCUGGGUUGGGAGUUAUCGCUAUGUGUAAGGAGACGCGUUGGGACGUUGGGACGGGAUCCUUAUAUGCAAGGUCGUGUGGGGGUUUUCAAGGACACGGAUUCUUGAUGGAAGAAUAUACAUGCUGAAUGAGGAGUGGGAACUCCAAUAGCCUGCGUGGACGAACCUCCCAUGUGCGUGCUCUAUGAGUGUUUACUGCGCAGUAGGAGCAAGAGCCUCAAACUCCUUUACACCAACACCACCAUACUGCCCAUUCCCACCAGAAGCCACCAAAACCGCACGAAUACUCUUCGUCGAAACCUGGCUAAAGUUGGCAAUUGCAGGGUUAUCCG
This is a messenger RNA of Colletotrichum acutatum, 1095 nucleotides long. Its product is annotated as RmlC-like cupin domain-containing protein. The transcript has a single exon. The coding region runs from base 310 to 753 and encodes 147 amino acids. The record is from RefSeq and is a predicted model, not a curated record. NCBI's taxonomy places the organism in Eukaryota, Fungi, Ascomycota, Sordariomycetes, Glomerellales, Glomerellaceae.